Messenger RNA from Asterias rubens (European starfish), 3098 nucleotides. RefSeq names its product transmembrane and coiled-coil domain-containing protein 4-like. The transcript is spliced from 14 exons. The coding region runs from base 140 to 2584 and encodes 814 amino acids. The record is from RefSeq and is a predicted model, not a curated record. NCBI's taxonomy places the organism in Eukaryota, Metazoa, Echinodermata, Asteroidea, Forcipulatida, Asteriidae.
CAAAUAAAUGUCUAGUCUCGCUAUCUCACACGGGUGCGCGCACGAAGGGCUGUUUUGCUGUACCACCAUGAGGAAGUUCUCAUCAUAGCUGAGGUACACUGUGCAUGCAGAGCACAAAGCCAACAGGUGAAUAUAAAUCAUGGACAAUUUCAAAGGUGUUGGCGCUUCAUCUGCCGAUGCUGAUGUCAAUCAAGAUAAGUCUGGGUAUCAGAAGAUCUCAUCAAGCCCCACAGAUGGACCCAAAGAUCCAAGCAUCAAAGACAACAUGGUACCAGUGGCUGGCGGUACGAGUGACAUUGAUGAAACUAGUUCAAACCUCACAGAUCGACCCCUCGAUCCCACAAGCACGGAAGACGACUUGGCACCAGUGGCUGGUACCAGUAACAUUGACAAAACCAAUUCAAGAGUUCAGGAAGAUAACCAUGAUUUAGACUCUGACAACAACAGUGAACCACUUUUAGAUACGAACGCAAACUCCAAACCGAAACGUCGCAAUCCCUUCAAUAAAAAAUUCAGUGAAGAUGCAUCCAAUUUCAGAGAGAAAAUGGAGCCAGAUGCCUCUUGGAGUCAGAUGGAGGUAUCCGAUGCUAUUGAUGGGCAGCAGAGUGAGCUGAGUACCGGAGCCGACAAGACGCUGAAGAAACCUUUGAAUGAGAUUCUUAAUGAUGCAGGGCAGUUCUCUUUUGUGGCACUCUGCAGCGUCAAGUUAACUCUACUCUUUGAAGACGAGUGGAACAAAGACUGGAAGACGAAGACAGUCAAGAGCCUUGUCAAACACAUGAAGCUUCCUAAGAAAACUGAGGAGACGAUGUUGAUGUUCAUGACCACCCACCAAGAUGAGCAAAGUGCCACCAUCUUUGCCGAUAGCUUAGUCAGUGGCCCUUGCCUUGUCAAACCGCAGUACAUUCCUCAGGAUCUGAUUGGUUAUGCCUUAUCGGGAGGGCAGUACGACGCACGUACUAGAGUCUUGGCCCUCACUGUCGCUCGCUCAGUAGGAGUACAGGAGGAUGAAGUGCAAGACUUUGAAGCUACCAUCGUGAGCUCCUUCAUUCAGGAAGAGGUAUUGCUCUCAGAAGAAGAGCAGAAGGAGAAUCACAAACGAGCCAAGAUGAAGAAAAUGAAACGCUUUGCAAUGAUCGGUGCAGCUGCUGUAGGGGGAGGUGCUCUCAUAGGUUUGACUGGCGGUUUAGCGGCUCCGUUGAUCGCUUCGGCUGGCGUAGCUCUUCUAGGCGGUAGUGUUGGAUUCAUCGGUACGGCUGCUGGUGUGGCAGUGUUGGCGUCGGUCUUUGGAGCAGCAGGCGCUGGACUAACAGGUUACAAGAUGAGGAAGAGAGUUGGGGAGAUUCAGGAAUUUGAAUUUGACUCGCUAUCGGACGAGAAGGACCUCCAUGUCACCAUCGCAAUCUCUGGCUGGCUGACCAAGGACACACUGACCUACCAGGAUGAGGUGUUUGAUAACUUCUCUCUGCCCUGGAUGACCUUGGCGACCUCCAAGGAGGUUUACUGUCUCCGCUGGGAAUCCAAGUUUCUCUUGGAGCUUGGGGAGGCGCUGUCGAUGAUCAUAAACAAGAUGAUGACGAUGGCUGCCAAGGAAGCCCUCAAAAUGACCGUCCUCGCAGGUUUGGUUGUCGCCUUGGCUCUACCGGCCACCGCCUAUUCCUCAUUGGUUGCUAUUGACAACCCGUGGAGCGUUGUGACCAAUCGGGCUGCCCAAGCCGGGAAACAGUUAGCCGAAGUGCUGCUCUCAAGGCAUCAGGGUAAACGACCUGUGACCCUGGUAGGGUUCAGCAUGGGAGCCCGUGUCAUCUUCUUCUGUCUUAAAGAACUAGCAAACAGGAAAGGUUGUGAGGGGAUUGUGCAGGACGCUGUGUUGCUUGGUGCCCCUGUACCUUCCACACUGAAAUACUGGAAGCCGUUUGCUCGAGUGGUGGCUGGCCGAAUCAUCAAUGGCUACUGUAGAGGUGAUUGGUUGCUACAGUUUGUGUAUCGAGCAGCGUCAGUACAAAUGAUUGACAUUGCUGGAUUGGAACCGGUUCAGUGGAAAGACAGACGUAUGGUCAAUGUGGACCUGACGGAAAUCGUCAAUGGACAUUUCGACUAUGCAGAGAAGAUGGAUGAUAUUCUCAAGAUUAUUGGUCUUAGAACGAGGGCUUCGCGAGUCUCAUCAAAGCUGGCAAAGUUGACCCGUGGGGCCAAAGGUCAACUUGAAAGUGACCUUAGCAGUGAUGACAGCGAAGAUGACGAUGACAUCCCUAUUAUAGACGCAGCUGACCUAAUUCUUCCAGCAUCCUCCAAUCCAUCCACCACAAAACAAAGCAUUUCUCAGAGUGCCUCAGAACCGAAUUGCACCGGUCGAAACCAGUCAGAACUGGAUCAGGCAAGUUCUUGCUUGGAUGAUAUGAGCUUGAAUGAUUCACCUGUUUCUGUACACCAAGUAAAGUCACCUUCAAUUGACCAAUCGGGUGCAGAUAUAAAACUCCCCGAUGUGGCGAUUGGUCAAGAGGACAGUGCUGGAAAAGACUAUUCCAUUACCAGUGAAGGGAUGUCAUCAAAUGUAGAAGUUGGAGAGGAACUGGUGGGCUGAUUUGUUUUCUUACUAAAGACAAUGAGGCCUUGAGAUCAAAUCUAAAUUAAAGAUAUACGCAAAGGGCUAUUCCAUUAACAGCGAAGGGGUGUCAUAGGAUACCUUGAGUGGAAUGUUCUUGAAUACUGAUGUCAGAGAAGCCUUGAGAUCAAGCCUAAGUUAAAGAUAAAUGUCAAAAAGUUGCCUUAUCGGUAAAAAUCCAUAAAAUAUCUCACAGCAAAUCAAGAAACUCUUAUAACUAAGUUCUGUAUAUUCUUUUAAUUCCAAAUUUUAUUUUGAGUUUAUAGUUGUACAGGCAUUUUCUUUGAUCGUGACACAAAGUGUUUUGUACAGUUUAACUUUAGACACAAUCAACAAAUUUACAAUUAUUUUUUUUUUGCCAAAGAUAUAUUCUGUCAGUGAAGAAUUGUCUUAUUAAAACUAAAAGCAGUUAUUUCAUCUGCCGUCGAUUUCACAAAAGUCUUCCUAACUUAAGACUAAUCUUAGGACUUAAGACGAGUCCCAACCAUGCACU